AUGCUGUACUGGCUUUGGAAUUUUUUCAUUGUCUUGAUUACCCCGGUGGUCAUCAACCGUCUAGUCUGGAGAGCGUAUCUGAUUUCUAUGGUCACCAACUUCCAGUUUGUGCCCGUCAUUUACUACUUCUUCCCCGAGACCAGCAACUUCACUCGAGAGGUUGUGGAUCAGUUCUUUGCUAGUGGCGAGAACCCUGUUGCUGUCGCUCGCUGUAUGACCAAGGAGAUGAAGGAGGGCGGAUACCGGCAUAUGGGUGCUCAACCCCCACAUACCGAGAAGGAUCAGGAGCAGCAAGUCGAAUAA
Molecule: messenger RNA, 303 nt
Organism: Aspergillus udagawae
Lineage: Eukaryota; Fungi; Ascomycota; Eurotiomycetes; Eurotiales; Aspergillaceae
Exons: 1
Coding region: 1-303 (100 amino acids)
Biological process (GO): carbohydrate transport
Cellular component (GO): membrane
Molecular function (GO): carbohydrate:proton symporter activity
Source: RefSeq, a predicted model, not a curated record